This is a messenger RNA of Felis catus (domestic cat), 1452 nucleotides long. It is a transcript of the gene ZNF830, whose product is annotated as zinc finger protein 830. Gene Ontology annotation, molecular function: nucleic acid binding; zinc ion binding. Lineage: Eukaryota; Metazoa; Chordata; Mammalia; Carnivora; Felidae. The coding region runs from base 42 to 1157 and encodes 371 amino acids. The transcript has a single exon. Gene Ontology annotation, biological process: mitotic DNA damage checkpoint signaling; nuclear DNA replication; mitotic DNA replication checkpoint signaling. Gene Ontology annotation, cellular component: nucleus; spliceosomal complex. The record is from RefSeq and is a predicted model, not a curated record.
CCCGCACGGAAGCCAGAAUCACCUUGGGUCAGGGCGCCAAGAUGGCGUCCUCCGCCUCCGCUCGCACUCCGGCGGGGAAGCGAGUGGUGAAUCAGGACGAACUGCGGCGCUUGAUGAAGGAGAAGCAGCGUCUGAGCACCAACCGGAAACGGAUAGAAUCUCCAUUUGCGAAGUACAACCGUUUGGGGCAGCUGAGCUGUGCCCUGUGCAACACCCCGGUGAAGAGCGAGCUCCUGUGGCAGACUCACGUCCUGGGAAAGCAGCACCGGGAGAAAGUGGCCGAGCUGAAAGGCGCGAAGGAAGCCACCCAGGGUCCGUCCGCCAGCUCAGUGCCUCAGUCAGCCAAGAGGAAGGUGUCGGAGGCGGACGGUCAAGAUGCCAAAAGACCCAAGGCCUCCCCACUGCCCCAGGUACAGCCCUCCACAUCCGCUUUGUCCACCAACUUUGACAAAGCAGGGAAGGAGUCCACUAGAGCGACCCUCAUUAAGGUUUCAGGACUCGGUUUACUCCCUGAUUAUGAAGAUGAGGAAGAAGAGGAGGAGGAGGAGGAGGAGGGAGAAGGGAAAAGGGGAGACGCCGGCAAGCAGCCGCCCGAUGCACAGGGCAAGGAACACUCGCUUUCCUCCUCGAGGGAGGCAACAAGUAGUAUGCUGCCAAGCGGCUUCUCGGAUACAAAUCCUCCCAAGGCCCCUUUAAUUCCUCAUUCAGGGUCCAUUGAGAAAGCAGAAAUACAUGAAAAAGUAGUGGAAAGGAGAGAAAACACAGCGGAAGCAUUACCGGAAGGCUUUUUUGAUGACCCUGAAAUAGACGCUAGGGUUCGAAAGGUUGAUGCCCCAAAGGAUCAGAUGGACAAAGAGUGGGACGAAUUUCAAAAGGCCAUGAGACAGGUCAAUACCAUUUCCGAAGCCAUAGUUGCUGAAGAGGAUGAGGAGGGACGGUUGGACCGGCAAAUUGGGGAGAUCGAUGAGCAGAUAGAAUGUUACCGUCGGGUGGAAAAGCUUCGGAAUCGCCAGGAUGAAAUUAAAAAUAAGCUUAAAGAAGUUCUAACUAUAAAAGAACUGCAGAAAAAGGAAGAGGAGAAUGUUGACAGCGAUGAUGAGGGAGAACUACAAGAUUUGUUGUCUCAGGAUUGGAGGGUAAAAGGGGCUUUAUUAUAGGGUUUCAAAGACCCAAGAUUUCUACACCCUCUACAGUGGUACCAAAAGUGCUGUCUCUGGAUAUGAUCUUGGUUACUUCAUGCCUAACUGGGUUGUUAAGAUACAAUGAACCUGUGAAGAUAGCACUUUGGAAAGUUGGUGUAAAAUAUUUUUGAGGUAAAGUUGUUUUUGAAAUUUUUCAAGUAUUACAUAGUGUAUUGCCAACUUUUUACACAUUUACUCAAGUGUAUAACUUUGAGUUAAGUCUGUAAGCUGUAAAUGUUGUACAUAGUUAAAUAUAUAUUUACUUAAGUAA